This is a messenger RNA of Stegodyphus dumicola, 2091 nucleotides long. RefSeq lists its product as uncharacterized. The record is from RefSeq and is a predicted model, not a curated record. Gene Ontology annotation, molecular function: acyltransferase activity, transferring groups other than amino-acyl groups. Lineage: Eukaryota; Metazoa; Arthropoda; Arachnida; Araneae; Eresidae.
GUCACUGGAUAUUUAUCAGUGAAAUUACAACGCUAUUAACAUUAUAAAUCUCUUUUGCUGCAUUCAAAAACGAACUUUUGACUUGGUAGAUGGAAUUUUAUUUCGAAUAGGACCAGACGGAAAUUAUCGAUAAUUUUCACAACAGUGAUACCGACAAUUAAAAUUAUGAUGCCACAGUCACAUUUAUUAUCAAAAGGAAGAACUAUUUUGAGUGCAAAUCUUUCGAGUCUGAUUUACAGAAUAUUUUCAACACACUCUUACCCAGCAUCGGAUGUUACGGAGCAAAAUUGUCUCAAUGAAAAAUGCCGUUUUAAGCAGACUGAAAUGGCUGAAUUAAAGAAAGCAUCACACAUUAAAAAGCAAAUAACUGCCAUUAAAUAUGAAGUAAGGCCUAUAAGAAAAGAAGAUAUUCCCCAGACACUGGACAUCUGGAAAGAGACUGGAGUGUAUGGAGGAGACUAUCUUCACACAUGGCUGGCAUUUGAUCCCGAGGGAAUUCAUGUUGCUGUUACAGAUUCAGGGGAAGUAUUAGGAGCAUGUGCUGGAGUUAUAAAUCAUGAUGAUUUAGCUUUCUUUGGUGCGUACAGUGUGCGUGAGAAAUACCAACGUCAAGGAAUAGGUUUCAAGAUAUAUCUUGCGUGCAACGAGCAUAUUGGUGCAAGAAAUGCAGGCCUGAACGCUGUACCAGGAAAACUGGAACUUUAUCGAGAUAAAUAUGGAUUCUCUAUAGUUGAAAACAAAUGGGACUUAUUAGUCAAUGAAAUAUAUGAAAACAUUUCUCCUGAAAACUUAUCGUAUGAAGUUCCCAAAGGUGUUUACAUCGAAAACUGUCGAAUCGCUCAUCUACCUUUAAUUUACGAAUAUGAUUGCAACCUCGUGGGCUAUAGACGUGAUCUGGCGAUUAAAUUCAUGGUUCAAGAACAAGACACCGAAUCAUUAGUGGCAACCAAAGAUGGUGAAUGUGUUGGGUUUGGAGUUAUCAAGAAGACUUAUCGAGGAGUACAUCACAUAGGUCCGCUGUAUGCCAAUGAUGCUGCAGUAGCGGAAGUAAUAUUAAGGAGGCUCAUUGUGUCUACUCCUGAAAUAAAAGGUCUCUACAUGGCAACCGUCAGUAAUAAUGUACCCGCUAAUGAUUUUGUAAAGAAACUUGGCUGCCCAAAGUUGGAACUAUGUCCGCGGCUCACUCGCAAAGAAAUGGCGAAUGUCGAUACAAAUAGAAUUUUCGCUCUCUUCGAUAUGCAUUUUACUCUCUUCUGAAGAACUUACAAGCUUCAUGCAAUUGCACAUACAAGGAUGCAUAAUAUGUUAACGAAUUUGACCUUUAGAAAUCUCCUUUAUUCAGAGGAAAGGCGAAUUUUUCUUUAAAAAUUUUAAUUUAAUAAUUUACUUUCAGUUAUUCAGAUAUAAAUGAAGGAUGCUUCCCUCUGACAUAGGUGCGUUACAUCCGAUCGUGUCAAAACCCAUUGAAUUUAAUGGUAAAUUACCUAAUGUUUUGGUCACCAAUGAAGGGAUCGAAAGUGCUUCAAAGCAGGGUAUGGGAAAACCGGUUUAGGGCCACUCCAUUUAACUUCCUACCUCCAUGUGCUGCAGGUCCCGCAACCCCCAGUUUAAGACACCCUGCUUUAUAUUAACUGUAAAAGGUAAAAGAGUUGAUUACUGGGCUUCUAGUUUAAGUUCUGAAUGAUGUAAUUAUUAGAAGUUGACUUCUUGGCCGAAACUAAGCGUAGAUUCUUACAUAUAAAGCCUGGUUGUUGUGUGUGUCCAUUUCCUUAUUUCACGGAUGCUUUGUUAUCAGAGGGCUAAAUAAUCCAUGGUUUCAGCCAUCCACAUUAAGAAGCAAGUGUCUGACUAUUUUGCUGAGGGGUUGUUGGGGACGGAGGACGGGAAUACUUGGUGCCUAACAAAGGUAAGCAGGUAUAUGUCCCACGCCCUCCACUAUCUUAAACCGCAGCUCCCAAGACCCAGGAGUUCUGCCUUGGGAAUGCACUAAUGCUGGGACAAGAGAAAAUGCAUUUCAAAAUUCAAUUUUUAGACUAUUAAUUGUCUGUUUUGCAUAUUAUCUUAUACUAAUUAAACUCAAAUAUGACAGAC